Molecule: messenger RNA, 3792 nt
Organism: Seriola dumerili (greater amberjack)
Lineage: Eukaryota; Metazoa; Chordata; Actinopteri; Carangiformes; Carangidae
Product: vang-like protein 2
Exons: 8
Coding region: 441-2021 (526 amino acids)
Biological process (GO): multicellular organism development; Wnt signaling pathway, planar cell polarity pathway; establishment of planar polarity
Cellular component (GO): plasma membrane
Source: RefSeq, a predicted model, not a curated record
UGUGUGUCGCUCCCUUUUGUGCGGCUCGAUGCUUCGACUUGAGCUGCGAUUUCCAGGCGAAAAACAAACAAACAAGCAAACAGAACAAACUGCGUUCGCGAAGAACAUUCGAGUUACACUUAGGUUGUAGAUGAGCGUCGAAAACUGCAGACAGAUGAAAACCGGGAGAAAGUGAAUUUCAGGCAUUUGGAGGCACUUUUGUUCUUUGAAUUGCUGCUGCUGCUGCUCUUUGUGCUGCCGGCUGCAGCUUUCUCCCUGUGGGUAUAAAGGCCUCCAAGAUAGAUUCCCUCAGGAGUAAGGUGGACUUGCUGCGCCUCCCUCUGGCCCUCUCCUCCAAGUCCAUCAGCGACCGCAAGAGCCAGCUGGGCGUGGUGUGGGAGAAAGGCGGCGGCUCGGGGGCAGGACGGGCUCAGAAACCCCGCCCGCCGCCAGCCUGCGACAUGGACAACGAGUCGAUUUACUCGGGCUACUCCUUCAAGUCGUCCCACUCACGAAGCUCCCGCAAACACAGAGAGAGGAGAGACAGGCAUCGAUCAAAGAGUCGCGACAGCAGCGUCCGUGGAGACAAAUCAGUGACCAUCCAGGCUCCUGGAGAGCAGCUGCUGGAUGCUGAGUCCACCAGAGGAGACGACAGGGAUGACAACUGGGGCGAGACCACCACGGUGGUCACCGGCACCUCCGUGGACAGUAUCUCCAACGAGGACCUGACACGGAUCUCUAAGGAUCUAGAGGAGUCCUCGCCGCUGGAGUGUCGCCGUUACUUAGGCCUUGCACUGGGCGCCAUUUUGGGGCUCUUUGCUCUGGUCACUCCUCUGGCCUUCUUGGCCCUUCCACAGCUACUGUGGCGGGACUCACUUGACCCUUGCGGCACUCCAUGUGAGGGCCUUUACAUUUCUCUGGCCUUUAAGCUCCUGAUCCUCUUCAUCUCCACCUGGGCGCUGUUCCUCCGCCCGCCCAGAGCCGCUCUGCCGCGCUUCUUCAUCUUCCGCUGUCUGCUGCUGGCGCUGGUCUUCCUCUUCGUGGCGUCCUAUUGGCUCUUCUACGGGGUGCGGGUGCUGGAACCCAGAGAGACGGACUACAGGGGAAUUGUGGGAUAUGCAGCGUCUCUGGUGGAUGCGCUGCUGUUCAUUCAGUACCUGGCCCUGGUGCUGCUGGAAGUCAGACACCUGCAGCCUGCUUUCUGUCUGAAGGUCGUGCGGACCACAGAUGGAGCCAGUCGCUUCUACAGCGUGGGACAUCUCAGUAUUCAGCGGGCGGCAGUGUGGGUUCUGGACCAGUACUACAGUGACUUCCCGGUCUAUAACCCCGCCCUGCUUAACCUGCCGAAGUCCAUCCUUACUAAGAAGAUGUCUGCCUUCAAGGUCUACAAUCUAGGAGAAGAGAACAACACCAAUAACUCCACGGGGCAGUCCAGAGCCAUGAUCGCAGCCAACGCUCGGAGAAGAGACAACUCCCACAACGAGUACUACUACGAGGAGGCGGAGGUGGAGCGGAGGGUCCGCAAACGCAAGGCCAGACUGGUGGUGGCAGUAGAAGAAGCCUUCACCCAUAUCAAGCGUUACCAGGAAGAGGAGGCGAUGGCAUCCUCACCCAAACACCCGCGGGAGGUGAUGGACCCCAGGGAGGCAGCUCAGGCCAUCUUCGCCCCCAUGGCGCGGGCCAUGCAGAAGUACCUCCGCGCCACCAGGCAGCAGUCCUACCACAGCAUGGAGAGCAUCAUCAACCACCUGCAGUUCUGCAUCACGCACAACAUGACCCCCAAGGCUUUCCUCGAGCGUUACCUCAGCCCAGGUCCCACCCUCCAGUACCUGGACAACGGUAGGGGGCGCCAGUGGACACUUGUGAGCGAGGAGCCGGUGACGGCCUCCCUGCGUCAAGGCCAGGUCUUCACCCUGAAACGCCUGGACUUCUCCCUGGUUGUCACGGUGACGCCGCUUCCCUUCCUGCGCCUCGGCGAGGAGUUCAUUGACCCCAAAAGCCACAAGUUUGUCAUGAAGCUUCAGUCAGAGACGUCUGUGUAGGAGGAGGGAGAUGAGAAGUGGACGGAGCAAAGGAAGAUGGUGAAUCAAAGAUACUAAUCUCACUGCCUACAGGGUAUCUUUUUAUACCUUUUUGUAUUACAUUUUUUAUGGUUUUUAUUUGUUGAUUACUGUGACACCCAAAUGUGCAAAGUGGACAUGGAUAAAGUAUCAUAGACUUAAAGAAAAUACCCCAUCUCUGACCUUGUUCCUCUUUUGUUUCGUCAGAACAAAGCUAAAUCUGCACCCAUCCCUCAAACUGCUGACUGUUAACUUGUGAGAAUGCACUACAGACUGCUUUCACUUCCCAUUAUAUUAAGGAAGGCUGUUCUUCGGUAGUAUUUCAUUACAAAUUUAAUAAAUGUGUAUAUUCUUUUGAUAAAAUCCCAUGGCUGGAGAAGGAAUGACCUCUUGUCUUCAUAAAUACAGUGCUGCACAGCUGACCUUUUUCAUGCUCAGGCUUAUUUUUAGCUCACACUGUGUCAAAGCUGAUCUUACUUCUUAUUUCCCCUCUUACUUGAACUUCUCGUUCACUGCCUUGACAGGCUUUAAACGCACGGCAAAAAACUCAACUGAAAGCUUCCCUGGCCUUUUCUCACCGGCAGGAUUGACCUACCGAAUCAAAGAGAGAUGAAACCACCUCUGAAUUCCUUCCUCAUUUUUGUUGAUUCCACUCAACUGCUUACUGGAAAGUGGAUAUACAUACUUUCCAGUGAAACUAUGAAGUAAAACACUGGAUGGACUCGAUGCACUGCGCAUUUCUUUGUGUUAUUUCCUGUUUAGUUUUGAUUGAAUCACUUUUCAUUUAUGUAGGUGAAUGAAAAGUUCUACCUACAUGAAUGUGUUUUGUUGCACUGGCAACAAAUGUAAGCACAAGUGUGUGUACAAUGAAGAACCAGUUUGUGUUCAGUAACACUGGUAACCCUGGUAGUGGAUGUUUUCACCUCUGCAUAUUUAAUCUUAAUAAGCUCAGGCACAACACAGCAAAGUACUGCCGUUGUGCUUCUUUUUGGCAGCUUCAUUUUAAUUACUGUCUGAUAUUUUGCAAAAUCAGCGUGGGAAUGCGUGCAGACUUUGUUUGACUAUAUCUGUCGGUCUGAAAACAGAGGUCCGUCAGCUUUGUGGGGACUAAAAUGCUGGACAAGAUUAAAUGGCUGUUUGAGGGUUAAGACUCGGUCCGAGGGUUUGGGUUGUGAUGGUUAAGGUUACAGUAAGGGGUUGGGGAAUGCAUUAUGUCACUGACGGGUCCCCAUGAAUGUAUGAAUAUGAGAUGUUCACUUUGUUAUCCAGUAUAGAAAAUUCACAUUUAUGAAGCCAGAACCAAUGAUAUCUUUUGUUACUGUUUUUGCUUCAGAAAUACUUAACAAUCCAUCAGUUAUCAAAAUAGUUACAGAUUGAUUUUCUGUUGAUAAACUAACUGAUUAAUCGACUGAUCAUCCACCUCUACAGUUCUGGUCCGUCUCUGGGAGUCUGAAGAACUAAUGAAAAGCUGCUGUAUGAAUUUUGGGGGGGUCAACAGGGGCCCCUACUGUAUCUGGACUUGAGCUGCUCGCAUUUGUGCAUCUUCUGUCACUCAAACAUGUUCUUUUUACACUAAAAAUAGAGAUUGCCGUGCCAAUCACAAGCCGUUUACAUGUACAUUUUGAUACAAUUUUCUAAGCUUGUAUUUUUCCUGUUUUUUUUAAUCGAUUCAUUUGCUGUCACUUUAUUGUACUGAAACUAAGCUCCUAACAUGUAUCUGUUAUCUGCCACUUAGGGCUCUGUAAAAGGUUUU